Molecule: messenger RNA, 243 nt
Organism: Trematosphaeria pertusa
Lineage: Eukaryota; Fungi; Ascomycota; Dothideomycetes; Pleosporales; Trematosphaeriaceae
Exons: 2
Coding region: 1-243 (80 amino acids)
Source: RefSeq, a predicted model, not a curated record
AUGCAGUAUACCUGGCAUCUCGCCUGGGUCAACAACGCCUUCGGUGCCGGCAGCCCUAGCUGGAACCUCCCCUUCCCCAAUGGCGACCUCACAGCCGCCGAGAUCAUCGCAUACUGCCCGCACCGGCUGAAGAGCGUCGACGUUAUCGACUGCUUCGUUACCAACGGCGGCAAGUCGCACGCCAUCUCCAUCAUGAUCAACGAGUUCCGAUACCAGCCCGGAGGUGACACGACCUUCGCAUGA